Messenger RNA from Eimeria mitis, 1215 nucleotides. RefSeq lists its product as uncharacterized. Bases 1 to 1215 code for a protein of 404 amino acids. The transcript has 4 exons. Gene Ontology annotation, molecular function: transcription coactivator activity. The record is from RefSeq and is a predicted model, not a curated record. Lineage: Eukaryota; Apicomplexa; Conoidasida; Eucoccidiorida; Eimeriidae.
AUGCUGCUGCCGCAGCAGCUGCAGCAAGCGCUGGAGCAGCAGCGGCUGCUUGAUAGUAUACGCGGGCUGCUGCUGUCUGGUGGUGUCUCCUUUUAUAUAUCUCGUAUUCUCUGUCUCUCUUUGGGAAACCCCACAGAAACGGAGACAGUUGCUUUGCUUGAGGGGAUUCAUCCUGCUGCUGCUGCGCUGCUGCUGCAGCGGGGGCUCUCCAACGCGCUCCCCACACGCCUGCGCACUCUGUACUUCGGCCAGCAGCAGCAGCAGCAGCAGCAGCUGCAGCUGCAGCAGCUGCAGCAGGAAGAAGGGGAAGAGGAGAAAGAGGAGGAGGAACAGCAGCAACAGAAGCAGCAGCAGCAGCAGCAGCAGCAGCAGAGGCAGCAGCAGAUGCCGCUGCUGCUGUGGAAAGAUGGGAAGGGCUUGCUGCAGAGGAAGCUGCAGCAGCAGCAGCAGCAGCAGCAGCAGCUGAAGCAGCAGCAGCAGCAGCAGCAGCAGGAGCAGGAGUGGCUGCUGCCUCUCGAGCCACAUAAACCCCAAGAGGAGGCCCCGCAGCAGCUGCUGCUGUCUGCUGCUGACCCCCCCUGGGUGCGGCUUGCUCAGCCGGUGCCUCCACCUGCUGCUGCUGCUGCUGCUGCUGCUGCUGCUGUUGCUGCUUAUUAUAAAGAAAGAACAGAAAUGACGCAGCAGGAAAGACAUGCAGCAGCCAUUAUCCUCGCCGUAGGCAAACGAGUUGGUCCUCGCAAGCUGAUGUAUCCUGCUGCGUUGCCGCUGCUGCUGCGGAUGGCUCUGACCCGGCUGCUGUUUGGGGAGCAGGUUGAGGGCUGCAUGCGUUUUGUAAAGAGUGCAGCAGAAGCAGCAGCUGCUGCUGCUUUUGCUGCAGCACUGCUGCUGUGCUACGCCAAAAGAGUAUGUCGACGAGCUGCUGCUGCUGUUGCUGCUGUUGCUGCUGCUGCUGCUGUUGCUGCUGCUGUUGCGCCGAACGGGCGUGUUGCUCGGCGUCUGCAUGCGCUCCCUGCUUUGCUGCUGGCGUUUUGGGUGUAUGUACACCUGCUGCGGCCUGAGGCGGUGGGGACGCGGCAGCUGCUGCAGUGGAGGCUUGCAGCAAGGAGGAAGCAGCAGCAGCAGCAGCAGCAGCAGCAGCUGUUGCACCUACGUGUCUUACUGCUGCAACCGCCGCUGCUUGAACUGCGUUUGCUCAGAAGCAGCUUUUUUUUUUAG